This is a messenger RNA of Colletotrichum spaethianum, 1032 nucleotides long. RefSeq names its product putative arabinogalactan endo-beta-1,4-galactanase A. The transcript has a single exon. The record is from RefSeq and is a predicted model, not a curated record. The coding region runs from base 1 to 1032 and encodes 343 amino acids. Gene Ontology annotation, biological process: carbohydrate metabolic process. NCBI's taxonomy places the organism in Eukaryota, Fungi, Ascomycota, Sordariomycetes, Glomerellales, Glomerellaceae. Gene Ontology annotation, molecular function: hydrolase activity, hydrolyzing O-glycosyl compounds.
AUGUUUUCAGCAUCAUCGCCAACGUCACUACGGCAAUGCUCCCUCCUCGCAGCGGGCUUGUUCUGCUUGGGCGCCUGGCAACCGGUCCUGGGCGCGCCGGUGGACGGCCUGUUCAUCGAUGGUCGAGAUGAGAAGGUCAUUCAGCCAAAGAUCAACACCGACUUCCCAGACCCCGCCCUCAUUCAGGGCGACGACGGUCUGUGGUACUCGUUCGCGACAAACAGCAACGGCAAAAACAUCCAAGUGGCCAAGGCCUCUCAGAUCUCGGGGACGUGGGAGCUACUCGACAACGACGCCCUGCCGAAGGUCGGCUGGGCCUCGGGAUCCAACACGUGGGCGCCGGACGUGAGGAAGCUGGACAACGGGUCGUUCAUCAUGUACUACUCGGGCGAGGUCAAGGACGGCGGCGGGCGGCACUGCAUCGGCGUGGGCAUCUCCGACAUCAUCACCGGCCCCUACACCCCAACGCAGGAGCCGUGGGUGUGCCCGUUUGACCAGGGCGGCGCCAUCGACGCCGCGGGCUACUUCGACGAGCCCACCAAGAAGCGUUACGUGGUCUACAAGGUGGACGGCAACAACGUGGGCAACGGUGGCGACUGCAACAACGGGGUCCCGCCGCUCGUCGACACGCCCAUCAUGUUACAGGAGGUGGAAGCGGACGGGAUCAGCAAGGUCGGCGACCCGGUGCAGAUCCUCGGGAGGACAGAUGCCGAUGGCCCGCUCGUCGAGGCGCCCAACCUCAUACGCACCUCGGACGGGCUGUACAUCCUCUUCUUCAGCAGCUUCUGCUUCAACUCGGACAAGUACAACGUCAACUACGCGACGAGUAAGAGCCUCAAGGGCCCCUACCAGCGGGCGUCGAGGAUGCUGCUCAAGACGGGCGACUUCAACCUCACGGCGCCCGGCGGCGCGACGAGCGUCGUGGGAGGCGGGCAGAUGGUGUUUCACGGCAACUGCCCCAAGACCUCGCCUCAGCGGUGCAUGUACCAGACCGAGUACUCGGUUACCGGCAGAGAUGUAAUCAUCAGUUGA